AUGAGUUCUAAACAAAGUUAAUGCUUUAUGAAUCUCCAACAAACGAAAUAAAAAUAAGAAGAAUAAAAAACAAGGACGAAAACACCAAAAAUUCCCUUUGAAUAGCGAAUUAAUAAAGGCAUAAGUGAAUUUAAGCCAAAACAUCUUAAUAAAGAUAAAACAUAUACAAAAGUGCACUAACAAAAAAUGGAAUAUAAAGAACAAAGUUAAUUUAGAAUUAGGGCCUUCUCAUAAUAAAAAUAAAUUAUUAAUUAGAAAUGUAUUAAACCUGAUUAUAAACCCAAUCCAUCAACUAAUCUAUAAAUUGACCCAUAAAAAGACCCAUAAACUAAUCCAUCGACUAAUCCAUAAACUAAUAAAUAAAUUAACCCUUAAACUAGCCCAUAAACUAAUCCAUAAGCUGAGGAUUAAAUUGAUGCUGAAAUUUAACACGAUUAUGAUAUUAAGGAUAUUUCUAAUAAUAAUGAUGAAUACCAGAAACUACUAAUAUAUACUAAUAUUCUAUUUUAUUAUAAUAAAAAUCAAUAGAAUCUUGAAAAAUAAUCAUAAUCUCAAUAAGGUUAACAUAAAAUAAGAGGGAAAUUGUAUAAUACAUUGUAUGAUCAUGAUCAAAAUCCUUCCUAUAUCAUUUAGGAGGGAGAAUUUUUAGUUGACUUAAAUAAAAAGUAAUUUAAAUUGGAUGGGUAAGGAAUAGAAUAUUAAGGAAAAUCUAAUUAGGUGAAAAUUUAAGGGGAAUUUAAAUAAGGAGUAUAAGCCUAGAGGAUACCUUCAUCAUAAAAUAAAUCUCAAUAUAAAUCAUUUAGCGUUGAGCCAAAACGAAUUAAAAUAAUGGAAAUUAUUGAUGGAUAACCAAUACAAAUAAAUAAUAGAAUCGAAAAGAAAAGUACUUGGUGUAAAUAUAAUCAAUAAUUUUAUUAAAGAGAUUUAGAUAUAUUUAAAAGUAAUUAGUGGCUAAAUAGUAGUAUAAUUGAUUGCUAUGUUUUAUCACUUAACAAAAAAAGCGAAGAAGAAUAUUUUAACUUAUCUUAAGAUAAAAGACGAUAAAUAAAGAGAAUCUACUUUGUUACUAGUAGUUUAACCACAAAUAUUAGUAGAUUAAACAACAUUUAACAAGGCAAUGAUUUAUUUCAAAAGCACUUUCUAGAGUUAUAAGAAGUAAAAUAUAAGAUUUAAACUAUUUAUUCCAAAAUUGGUUUCCCUGUUGUUUCAAACAGCCAUUGGUUUUUUUUAUUGUUUGAUUUAGAAGAAAACAAAGUAGAAAUUUUUAAUUCUUUGAAACCAAAUUUAAAUGCUUAUCAAAACUUAAUCACAAAACUCUCAGAGUUAUUAAUGGUACAAAAUCCAUAAUAAAGCAUAAAUGGAAACUCUGGUUCAUAAAAUGAUGGUUACUCAUGUGGAUAUCAUGUUUGUUGUUUUAUGAAAAUUUGCCAUAAAGCUCAAUUUUCAAAUUCAUCUUUGUAUCAUUAUGAUGAGAAGGAAAUGAGAGGAAUCUUGAGAGAUUUGAUUAAUUAUUGA
This is a messenger RNA of Paramecium tetraurelia, 1515 nucleotides long. RefSeq lists its product as uncharacterized. The transcript is spliced from 2 exons. Gene Ontology annotation, molecular function: cysteine-type peptidase activity; deNEDDylase activity. The record is from RefSeq and is a predicted model, not a curated record. Gene Ontology annotation, biological process: proteolysis. NCBI's taxonomy places the organism in Eukaryota, Ciliophora, Oligohymenophorea, Peniculida, Parameciidae.